AUGAAGAAGUAUUUAAAGAAAAAGAAAAGCAGUAUGUUAAGUAAAUUAGCUAAUCAGCGAUUGUCUUCUUUCGUUAGAUUUACUAAAUGGUGUACUUCAAGUACACCAAAUAAUAAAUAUAACGAAAGAAAACAGUCCUUAGGUCUAAGCUCUUUAGCACAAAUGCCAGAAACUAAAAUGACCGAGCUCAUAUCUGAAUAUAUCAAAUUGAGUACUGAAAAUAAAAUCAAUCCUAAAAAUGCAUUUAGUUUAAAAAUGAUUGAUUAUAUGACGUACAUGGUUACUAAAAGAUAUUCAGAAAUGACUAAUUUGCAAAUGGCUAGCACAUCGUUGGAUGUAUGUGCCAAAAUUUAUGGGUAUCGCAUUGACGGUAUGUACACAGACGUUUUAAAAAUGGUUGGUGCAUUGGAUAAACAAAAGGAGGAUAAUUCAACUGAUAUGGAAAUAGCGCAGUCUAACAAUGAUUCAGAUGGAGAAGAAGAAGAAGUAAAAAGUCAAACGAAGAAAAAAAAGAAAAAAGGAAAACAAAAGAUUAUUAGUACAGAUGAUGCAUUAAGUGGAACAAUAGAAACAAUGGUACUCUCGCGAAUGACUGUAGGAAAAGGAGAUUUUUGUUCGUCUGAUAUGCUCUACCAAAUAGUGUUUCCGCAUCUUGCUAAUUCAGGCUUUUAUCAUAAUAUAUACAAUGAUAUUAUUUUAGAUCAAUUAAAUGAAACAAAUGAAAAUAAUGAAAAUUGUCGUACUUAUACUAUAUCAAAGAUAGAUGAUAUUUUUCAGUCAGAUCUGUUUCCGAGCAUGUCUGAUUUUCAAUUUUUAAGAUGGUCAUUGGAAGAUGAAGAAGAAAUCAUAGAGCCUGUACAAAAAAACAAUGAAAAUCAACAAUUUCAUUUUGAUCUUGAUGCCAGUAUACCUUCUGCAGAUGAAGAGUAUUUUGAAGAAGCGAAUUAUUUUCAAAUGGAUACAGAUACAAAUGAUAAAAAUAUGUGUGCGACAAAUCCGAAACAAACGGAAAAUAUAGUAGAUUUUCGUAAAAUUAUGACCGAACAAAUAAUGCAAAAUGAGGAAAUGCCAGAAUAUUCUUUAUUAAAUAAAAAUAUGAAUUUAAUUCAUCGGGCAGGACCUUCUUAUUGGAAACAUAAAGGUCUAAAAACAUUGUUAAGUAAUAGCAAAGUAGUAGAAACUUGUCAACAUACUGCACGUAAGAAGAGAAAAGAAUUUGAACUUUCAUACACCAACGAAAAUAAAUCUAAAUUGGAUCAAAAGUUUGAAUGUAGCAAAGUGAACAGAAUACAAUUAAGAACAGUAAGAAACAAUUGGAUGGAGGAGAAAAUAACAUUACCGGAAGAUUUGCAUUACGAUAUUACGAACUUUACUAAAUUAUAUCUUUGUCCUUCAAUCUCUUCGUAUCCUAACUCAGAAGGUCCACUAAAUUCAACACAAUUGCCUGAAGAUAUAGAAAAUUAUAAUUAUAACAAUGAUAAUGAUGUAUCUAACUUUUGUCCUGGUAUAGAUGUCGAUUGCGAUACACAAGAUAAAAAUGAUUCAGAUGAAAAUCCAAUAGAAAAUCCGAUACCAUUUACUAAUGAUAAUUUGGUAACAGCACCUACAUUAAUUAAUAAAAUUAUUGCGAGGUAUCCUUCACGUGCUAAAAAAAUUGACAUGCAUCAAUUAAAGAAAACAAUAUGGAAAGCUGUUUCGGAAAAGAAAACUGAUACUGAUAAUAAAGAAGAAACGCAGGAAAAUGAUCAAAUUAGUGGCUCCAUAAAUUUCAGCGAUAUUUAUAAAACUUUACCUACUGAACUUCCUAAAUCUAAUGCUGAAGCAUUAAGCGUUCCCAUUGCAAUAGUAUCAAUGCUAUAGAUAGAUAGAUAGAUAGAUAGAUAUAUAUGUAUAUAUAUAUAUUUAAUAUAUAUAGAUAUAUUUCUAGUAAACGUUUAAAAUUUAUGUAUCACACAUGUCUCUCUAACUCUUUAUAAGAUAUCCUAAAAUGUACAAUACACGGUAGUAAUUAGAUUCUUAACUAUUUCAAUUUUUCUGCUGACAAAAUUGCAGAGCGAGCGAAUGAUUACUUUAAUUUUGUUGUUGAAAAGAUUAUAAACUGAUUUUUCAUUGAUCUUCUUUGUUUCUUUUGUGAUCGAACAGCCCAGAGAUCAUUGCGCAAACAAUACAAUUUCUUAACCGGAAAAAUGUAUAUAAUAUAAUAAUUUACAUACAUACAUUUCUUUUAUUUUUUUUUUUUUUUAAUUAUUUUUUUAUUUUUCGAAGUAACCAAUGCAUUGGAAGAUUUCAUAUAUUUAAAAGUAUAGAUCAUCAACGAUUGUGUUGAAUCGCGCAAUGGACGUAUUAUAUGAUGUAGAAAAACAAAAACAAAUUUUUACAUUUAUUUGUACUAUAAAGUUGACAGAGGUACGUUAGCAGUUAAUAGCUGCAAUGUACGCAGUAAUGUAUUUUUUACUCUAAUAUUA
This is a messenger RNA of Polistes dominula (European paper wasp), 2465 nucleotides long. Its product is annotated as condensin complex subunit 2-like. NCBI's taxonomy places the organism in Eukaryota, Metazoa, Arthropoda, Insecta, Hymenoptera, Vespidae. Gene Ontology annotation, biological process: mitotic chromosome condensation. Gene Ontology annotation, molecular function: chromatin binding. The record is from RefSeq and is a predicted model, not a curated record. Gene Ontology annotation, cellular component: condensin complex.